Lycium barbarum (goji berry) is the source of this 2701-nucleotide messenger RNA. RefSeq lists its product as uncharacterized. The coding region runs from base 1344 to 2327 and encodes 327 amino acids. Gene Ontology annotation, molecular function: nucleic acid binding; zinc ion binding. Lineage: Eukaryota; Viridiplantae; Streptophyta; Magnoliopsida; Solanales; Solanaceae. The record is from RefSeq and is a predicted model, not a curated record. The transcript is spliced from 5 exons.
GGUGGGAGGUGUUCUACACGCACCUCCACUUGUAAAAAAUAAAUAAAUUAUAUUUUAUAAGCGGAUAUUGUGGAAAAUCCCUGUACUUAAACUUUUUGUCAUCCCGAUAUUUGUAUUUACAUGUUUGCCAACUGAACUCCUCUACCCAUCAAAACUGAGCAUUUUAAACACUUUUUUGCUGAGCCCAUGAAGCAUGUGAAACAAUCGCGUACACAUAGAUUUCCACGUGUAAAAAAAUAUGCCACAUCGGAUUCCCGCGUAUAACCCCAUCUUAUCUUUUUAUUUUUUUUCAUUCCCAUUUCUCUUUUUUCAACCAAACCCCCGAUUUUUCAUCUUCUCUUCUCUAUCUUUUCCCUCGAUUCCACACUUAUUUCCUGGAUAUUGUGGCAUGGUAAGAAAAUGGCUUCAACAAUAGUGACACUUCAAAUGCAUUAUGGUGGUUGCUUUUUAUCAAAACCUGAGCUAAGGUAUGAUUCUGAUGUAGAAGAAUCUGGGGAUUCUGAGUCACUAUAUGAUGUUGAUGAAAACAUUAAUGAUUUAAGUGACUUGGAUGAAAAGUUUAUUGAAGCUAGACAAGCAAACAUUAGAGAAAAUAAAUGUAGAUGAGAUAAAACAAGUUGUAGAAGGGAAAAAAUGAUAGUUAUGCAGGAUCAUUUGGGUGAUUACAAAGAGGAAUUCGCUAGGCUUUAUGAUUAUGCUGAGGAGUUGAAGUCUACCAAUCCUGGCACUACUGUAGUGGUAAGGACUUCCAAGAAUACAAUUCCUAGAAAAGAGGUGUUUAUGGGAUUUUAUUUAUGUCUUGGAGAACUUAAAAGUGGGUAGUUAGAUGGGUGUAGAAACAUCAUUGGUUUUGAUGGAGCAUUUCUCAAAGAGGUUUGUAAGGGUGAGUUGCUGUCUUGCAUUUCCAAGGAUGGCAAUAAUCAAAUGUACCAUGUUGCUUGGGCUGUAGUUGAUAAAGAAUCCAAGGAUAUAUGAUCAUGGUUCAUUAGGUGUAUCAAGCAUGAUUUGGAGUUGACAUUAACUGAAGGUAAAGGAUUGACAAUUAUGUCUGAUAUGCAGAAAGGUCUUCUUAUGGCACUUCAUGAUUUACUGCCAAAUGCUGAGCACAGAUGGUAUGCUAGGCAUAUAUGGGCCAACUGGAAGAAGGAAUGGAGGGAUGAGGCAAGAAGAAGAAAAUUCUAGCAGGUAGCAAGAGCAUCAUUUGAAGUUCUUUUAAAUAUAAAACUUGAUGAAGUGGAUGAGUUAGGGAAGGCAUUAAUGAAGCCUUGUUUCAAUACAACAAGGAGACAUGGUGUAGGGCAUACUUUAAAUAACACAGCAAAUGUGACAUAGUUGAGAACAACAUGUAUGAGACAUUCAACAGCUGGAUUUUGAUACCUAGGUUCAAAUCAAUCAUAACUAUGCUGGAAGAAAUCAAAAUCAAAGUUAUGGAGAGGAUGAAUCAAAUGAGAGAAUUUGCUGAAAAAUGGGUAGGUGAGGUAUCACCCAUGGCCAUGAAAACUCUUAAAGAGAAUGUUGAGGUGAAAGAUCCACCAUAUAAACAUGUUGUUAACCUAAAAAAGAAGGCGUGUAGUUGUAGGUCAUGGCAAUUGAAAGGAAUUAUUUGUGCACAUGCCAUUACUGCAAUUCAAUAUAAGAGCUUGGAGGUUGAGGCAUUUGUUGAGCCCUGGUAUAAAAAGGCGACAUAUUUGAAGGCCUACAACAAAUUCAUUCAACCUAUGACAAAUAUGAAGAUGUGGCCAAAGAGCACAAGACCACCCAUUGAGCCACCUAAAAUUGCUGAAAUGCCAAGUAGGCCAAAGAAAAAGAGGAAUAGGGAUGCUGAUGAACCAAAGAAAAAAAUUGGGAAAGCUACAAGGAAGGGCAGGAAAAUGACAUGUUCAAUAUGCAACACUAUGGGACAUAACAAGAAAGGAUGCCCACUUGCUAAAAGUGGUGGUGCUUCUUCAUCGAUUGUUGCUGCUGGUGCAACCAAUGCAGUAGCAACUGCUGGUCCUGCUGCAACUGCUACAACUAUUGGUGGUGCAUUAAUUGUUGGUUCUAGUGCAAGAGGUGGUGCAAGAAGUGGUGGAAGAGAUGGUGCAAGAGCUGGUGCAAGAAGUGGUGGAAGAGCUGGUGCAAGUGGUGCCACAAGAAGAACUCCAACAAAUGCUACAACAAAUUCUCAACCAACUCAAUCAAGCACUCAACAGUCAACUACUACUGCACGACUUAUUCAGUUAGAAGUAGUGAGGCAAAUCCUGGUUAUAAGAAGCCACCACAAACUAGGUAUAAGAGGCCAAGGGCAGCUGGUUAUGAUGUGCUAUUUGGAAAAGGUGUCAGUGUGAUUGAGAGGACCGGAACAACUGAUAGAGUGAUACAUAGUGAUGGAUUGAUUAGUUCAGUUUCCACUAACAUUGAUCUUGGUUACAAACCACAUGGACUGAAGUGGAAUGGUGGAGCUGCAGUUACUCAAAGGCAGCUACAAGAACAAAGUUACAAAAGAGCACACUUUUCUACAAGCACUCAAACCACACCGGGCAACAAUUAAUAGUGUUUGAAAGAAGAUAUUAAACUUGCUAAUUUUAGGAGCCAACUGUUUUGUUGAUUAACUUUUCCAGACAAUAUUUAUCUUUGUACAUGAAUUUGUGGGCUGAUAUCAGAUAGUUGUAACGGCUAAGACAGUUGUAAUGCUUAAUUUCAAGGUUUAUGUUUCAGACUA